This is a messenger RNA of Mytilus californianus (California mussel), 1771 nucleotides long. RefSeq lists its product as uncharacterized. Bases 146 to 1303 code for a protein of 385 amino acids. Gene Ontology annotation, cellular component: nucleoplasm. The record is from RefSeq and is a predicted model, not a curated record. NCBI's taxonomy places the organism in Eukaryota, Metazoa, Mollusca, Bivalvia, Mytilida, Mytilidae. The transcript has a single exon.
CACUUUACUAAAAAUAAACAAAACGUUGGUUACAACCCAAUUGUGCAAUAUCCAGAUAUAAAAACCGAUAAAUGUAUUACACUGACAUUUUAAGGCCAUUUUGGCCAUUGCCUUCGCAUCGAGUGAUUCACUAUUAAAGAACCAAAUGGAGACUUUAACAUUGUCAGCGAAAGAUUGCGCUUUUAGGUCAUUUCAAUUCCAAUUCCAGCCAAGUCAAUUCCAAGACCAAGUGCAGUGUCAGCAAAAUUUAACUCCCGAAAAUCGAAGAACACAAAACACAAUUACAGAAGGGGAGGCGAAGAUGGCAGAAGGAUCUAAAGAGCAGGAGUUGGUUAAAACCAAGUUAAGAGUAAGUGACAGUAAACACGAUAAAAAUGUAAACAAAGACAAAAGUGAUCAACAAUCCGACAACAAUGAUCCCAAUGAAAAACCUAAAAAGAAGAAGAAAUGGAAAAAACUACAACCAUCUGAAAUUGGAUUUAACAUUUCACUGUUUCCAAGACCAGUCCGAGAUAACUGUGAAAAUAACUGGGGUGCUGAUGCUUUGUGGGCUAAAAUUGAGAAAGAAUGUGAAACUGUUGAAAAAAUUAUUGAACCAUAUCAGAAUCUUAUUGAAUUUGAAGGAAACACUUCUAAAGAUAAAAGAUACAUUCGAGUAGAUAGGGACAGGAAAGUUAUAAAAGCACAUAAACAAGUAAAAACGAAAUAUUGCAGAAGUGUUCUGAACAAUAAAGGACGCAAAGCAAUAUAUGUGAAUCAUAGAGUGUAUAAAAUGAUGGACCUUGACAUUCAAAGACUAUGUUAUAUGCCUAGUCCAAAGAAAGCAAAAAAUAUGCUUAAACGUGACAUUGCUAGAGGAAAAGACAAUUAUUCUAUAAACCCAUCAACAAAUAAACCACACCAACCAAAUCGAACAUACCGCCCUACUCCAGUUCAGUGUCUGGCACAUGCUAUUCACAAAGACAAUUUACCAUCUGAUAUUGAUGCUGCAUUAGCUAAUUUGUUAAUGAACUUACAGCAUAGAGACUUGACACCAGAGGAUUACGAUAUGUUAUUGCGUCUUGAUGAAGCUCGUGUUAAACCUAAAACUAUGUCUGAAGAUAAACUAAGCACAUUUAAAACUGAAACAGUUGAGAGCAAUGAUGAACUUGAAGUGUGCCCAAUCUGCAUGGAUUUGUAUGAAAAAGGACAAAUUAAGAAAUUUUUACCUUGUCAACAUGCAUUCCACAUAGACUGUAUUGAUUCAUGGUUAAAAAACUCUUCCAUGAACUGUCCUAUUGACAAUUUACCUAUUGAGUCAUGACAAAUGGAUGCUUAGGAUUUUUUUGACUUGAUAAAUUUUGUUAAUAUUCUAAAGGAUUUGAGCUAUUCCUGAACUUAUAUUGAUUCUUGGAAACAGUUUUCCCCCAGAAUAAUAUAAAUAGUGGAUAAAGCAUAACUGAAUCUAGAAUUAAGGAAAAAGUUUGAAUUUUAAGACAUAACAUUUUUUAAAUUGAGGGUUGAUAUAAAAAAUGUUAUUCUGUAGCUUUAAAAUUGAUUUGAAAAUCAUUGAAUCUUGGACUGUAAUUUUUCUGUAUAAGUUUGAUGGAAAAGUCUUUAAGGUUGUAUUUUGUAAUUUAACUUGCUAUCAUGCAAUUUAUUAUUAUGUAAGAAUCUGUAUAAAUCUGGAAGAAAUCAAUAAUUCAAAUGUUUCUAUAAGCAUAGGAUUUUGGCUCAAAUCCAAUAUUUCAGAUUGUUAUUUAUUAAAAAAUAAUAUAAAUUUUGUGUUUGA